Molecule: messenger RNA, 3133 nt
Organism: Triticum dicoccoides
Lineage: Eukaryota; Viridiplantae; Streptophyta; Magnoliopsida; Poales; Poaceae
Product: nucleolin-like
Exons: 13
Coding region: 203-2536 (777 amino acids)
Molecular function (GO): RNA binding
Source: RefSeq, a predicted model, not a curated record
ACGACUCGACCCGGGAGCGGGGAGGCUAACCAACGAAGGCAACGCCAGGCUGAGGCCACGCACCGUCCGUCUUGUCUCGCCGCAAACCUAACGAAAGCGCAGCGCUUUCGUCUCCGUCGCUAGGGUUUCGGUCUCCGCAAACUCGAUCUUCCGGGAGGGCACGAGCCGGUGCUAUUGGUUUUGGUGCGGCGGCCUGAGAGAGAUGCCGCCCAAGUCGGUUAAGAGGGGCGGCGCCGCGGCGGCGAGGAAGGGGGCUACGAAGGCCAGACCGGCGAAGCCCCAGCCGGUCGCGGAGGAGGCGCCCGUCGAGGUGGUCAAGGCAGCGGAGGAGGCUCCCCCUAAGGUGGAGGAGCAGAAGCCACAGCCGUCGCCGCCACCACAGCAGCCGGCCGCCGAGGAGAAGGCCAAGGCGGAUGCCGCUGAGAACGGCGCAAGCCACGCUGAAGAUGAUGGAGCUGCAAAAGAAACAUAUGAAGAAGAGGACAAAGGUGAACGACUGGAGUUCGAGGAUGAGCCAGAAUAUGAAGAGGAGGCUGCUGUCGACUACGACGAGAAGGAUUUGGAGCAGUAUGAGGAGCAAUAUGAAGACGGCGAUGAAGGGUUGGAGUACACUGAAGAUGUAGUCGAAGAGGAGACUGAGAUGGUGGAUGAGGAGGAACUGGAUAAUGGUGGGGAUGAUGGCGAGUGUGAGGAAUAUGAAAAUGCAGAUGAAGACCAUGAUGUGGACGUGGAGGACGAAGACCAUCAUGAAAUGGUGAAAGCACAUCGUAAGAGGAAGGAGUUUGAAGUUUUUGUUGGUGGGCUAGAUAAAGAUGCAACAGAAAGUGACCUGAGGAAAGUUUUCAGUGAAGUCGGCGAUAUCACUGAAGUUCGUUUGAUGAUGAACCCUGUUACGAAGAAGAAUAAAGGCUUUGCCUUCCUGCGAUAUGAGACUGUGGAGCAAGCAAAGCGUGCUGUUUCAGAUCUGAAAAAUCCGAUGGUGCGAGGUAAGCAAUGCGGUGUUGCUCCUAGUCGUGACAAUGAUACACUUUUUGUUGGCAAUAUCUGCAAGACAUGGACAAAAGAACAUCUGAAGGAGAAACUGAAGAUCUAUGAGGUCGAGAAUUUUGACGAUUUAAUAUUGGUUGAGGAUAGCAAUAACCCAGGGAUGAACCGUGGGUAUGCUUUACUUGAGUUUUCUACUCGCCCUGAAGCUAUGGAUGCUUUCAGGCGGUUGCAGAAGAGGGAUGUAGUCUUUGGAGUUGAUCGCACUGCUAAGGUUUCCUUUGCCGAUUCCUACCCUGAAGUCGAUGAUGAAAUGAUGGCACAGGUCAGAACUGUAUUUCUUGAUGGUCUCCCCCCGUCAUGGGAAGAAGAUCGUGUUAAGAAGUACCUUAAAAAGUAUGGAGCUAUCGAGAAAGUUGAACUUGCCCGAAACAUGCCCGCGGCCAAAAGAAAAGAUUUUGGGUUUGUUACUUUUGAUACGCAUGAUAAUGCUGUUGCAUGUGUUGAUGGGAUAACUAGUUCUGAGCUUGGCGAAGGUGACAGCAAGGCAAAAGUGAGAGCCAGAUUGUCAAGGCCAGUACAGAGACCUCCUAGAAUGAAGCAUGGAUUAAGAGGAAAUUUCAGGAUUGGGCAUAGUGCUCCUCGAGGCAGCCGUUUCCCAUACACUCGGCCUCCUCCACGCCGGCCUCUGCCACGUCUUGUACGGCCUGAUACUCGCUUACCUCCUAUCAGGAGGCCUCCACUGAAGAGGCCAAUAGAUAUUAGAGAUAGACGCCCUGUUAUGUCAAUACCAGAUAGAGUUAGGCGUUUGCCUCCUCCAGAGAGAUCCUAUGAUAGAAGGCCCCCAGCUCCUGUUUACCCAAAGAGAAGCCCAAGGAGGGAAUAUGGAAGGCGUGAUGAACCUCCUCCGCCAAGGAGCAGAGCUACCUUUGCUGCUGAUUACAGUGCAAGAGUUCCAGUUGAUAGGCGCCACACUUACAGGGACGACUAUUCGCCCCGUGAAUCAGCCUAUUCAGACCUAGCUCCUCGCAGCGCUCCCCGUUUUUCUGACAGGAGAGCAUAUGCUGAUGAUGGCUAUGUAGAGAAGAUUGACCGACCUUUGCCAACCUAUAGGGAGGGCCGUGGACGUGAUUAUGAUACAAUAUCUGGUUCAAAACGCUCAUAUGUUGAGAUGGAUGACGUGCCUCCUCGGUAUCACGACAUUAGCGUUCGUCAGCCCAAGGCACGCUUAGAUUAUGAUGUUGGUGGUAGCAGUGCUCGGUAUGCAGAUGCUUAUACUGAGAGGCUCGGGCGGUCACAUGUGGGAUACACUAGCAGCAGAUCUGUCGCUGGUCAUGACCCGGUGUAUAGCAGCAGCCGCCAUGGCUUGAGUUAUGGAGGUUCUGCGAGCACUGGAGAUGCUGGUGGAAACUACUCUUCAAAUUACAGUGCAGACUACAUGCCUCGUGGAUCUGAUGUUGGUGGAAGUUCAUAUUCAUCGCAUUACUCGGGUCGUAACACGGGCAGCAGCAGUGGCUACUUUGGCGGCAGUGGUUCCAGUUCGUACUACUAAGAUUUGGCAUCCGACCGUCUUUGUGGAACAGAUGUGGCACCAUAGGAGGUUGGUGUAGGCCAUGGAUUGUACGGAGCUCCUUAACUUAAGGCCUAUGGAUCUGGACAAGUGGCAAGUGUGGGCAAUCAAUAAGGCAUGUCUGAAGGAGCCAGGAACAUCGAGUUGGUUGAAGCAGUAGUCUUGUGGAUGUUCCGGCAUGUUUAUUUAAUGUAAGGCAUUGCUUUAGUUGGUCAAGAGUUGUGAACUAGCUAGCCAUGGUGUGUUGACAUGUUUACUUCCAGUGUUUCUAUAACAUUGAGAGAUAUGGAGUAUUUCAAUAAGUAAUCUUUGAGGUCGUUUCCUUGCUGCAACACAAGGUGUUUUGGAGACCCCACCUUUGAUGACCCAGCAGAAGAUCAGACUUACGAAUGAAGCCUUAGAAGUGAGCGCUUCAUGUAAGGCUGUUACUUCUGAAACCUUUGGUUCAGACCACGCUGCAUCUGUUCUCUAGUGGAUUGAACUUUGCUACCUGAGACUGAAAGAUCAGGUUGAAAAUUUGGACUAGUUAUUUGUUAAACUGCACUGCAGAUAAAAUUGGAUUUGUUGGUUGCCAGGUUC